AUGGUCGCUGAAGUCAAUGACUACCGUAUUUCCCGAGUAGUAGUUCUUUGUAAAGAUUGUGGUCAAGACGUCGGUCUCUAUCCGGCUCGACACAAAUGUGGUUUACCUGUAUCGUCGACACCUCCUGUACCCAAAUUACCAACACAAUACUCCUCCCCUUCUCGACAGCAGCACUCAAGAAAUAGCAGUAUUUCUAAGACUGGAACUCAAAGAGGCGAUGAUAAACUGUCUAAUGGUCAGACUGGCGAGUCUUUAUGGGCAAAGCUGAGAGGCGUCAAAAGUUGGUCCGAUUUAAACGAGGGUGACUCGCCUGCUCCACCACAAUCUCAAGCAACCUACCUCUGGGACAAACUACUUAGCGCAACAUCCACGCUUAAGGAGAACAUCACCGGUACGAUGGAAGAUGACUAUGAUUCUGACAAGGAAGACUGGAAAGGCGAAACUCACAUAUCCCGCGUUUUACGCGAAUACUACGAGGAGAAAGCUGGGGACCUUCCCGAAUGGCUAUUUGAGAAAAGUUCUCGCCCUAUUCCACAGAAGUCUUCGUCGACAUCGUCCAUAUCUUCAACGUCUUCCAUACCAAAGACUGUUUAUUCCGCUGCGUCGUCCGGACGUAAUUCAUCGGAGAGAAGCAUUGAAGAGGAUGUACCCGUAAAGAAAUCAUUUAAGGAUAUAACUGAGAAGACUAGUUGGCGAAAUAGACAAGCGGAUACGCAGGUGGAUAGACAAGCGGAUCGGACAAACCGAGGAAGAGAGACUGCUAGAAGUGUAGUUACAUCGACUCAGCAAAGGACUUUUCCCAAUCACAAUGAUAAUGGAUACCGGCAGUCGGAUGGCAGAUAUACCGACCAACGGCAAGAACAAAUGGUGGACGAACAAGAACAAGUGUUGCAAUUAUCACACCAAACACAAUUCAUG
Molecule: messenger RNA, 918 nt
Organism: Paraglomus brasilianum
Lineage: Eukaryota; Fungi; Glomeromycota; Glomeromycetes; Paraglomerales; Paraglomeraceae
Source: the annotation of a GenBank genome assembly